UCUACUCGUUCAAAUUUGAAACCAUCUAUUAUUCAAUGGUCAUCAUCGGAUGGUUUAAAUGAAUUACGAACAUCAUCUUCAGCUAGUUUCUUAGAUGAUAUUCGACGAAUGGAUCAAAGUCUUCACCGUAUCGGUACAUCAAAAUCAAAUAAAAAUGAACGAUAUAUUAAUGGACUUGAAAAUGCUAAACAUAUGAUAGAACAACGUGUAACACAAACAGUAUUAACAAAUGAUCUUGAAAAUUCAACAUUGGAUAAAAAUCAAUAUGAACUUUUUGUUUCACAUUAUGAUCAUGAAUUAAAAAUUCAAAAAGCAAGAGAAAAUGCA
Rotaria sp. Silwood1 is the source of this 327-nucleotide messenger RNA. The record is from the annotation of a GenBank genome assembly. NCBI's taxonomy places the organism in Eukaryota, Metazoa, Rotifera, Eurotatoria, Philodinida, Philodinidae.